GCUAAUUUUAGUUUAGUCAUCUGCUGAUUAAAUCAAGAUAUAAAACUAAUCGGGGAAAGCCAAAUCAAACACGAAAUUAAUUUUGAAAUAGUUUUUUUAUUUAGAAGUUCAUACGGAAAGAGACUCGUUGUAAUGUAGUACAUGUAGCAAACCUGCUGUUUGGCGCGAGCUGUGGACAGACCGACUAUUAUUACAGAUACAUUUGGCUGACAAGAAGAUGAGAUUCAUCUUUCAAAGUCAUGACUUCAGUCCUUUUACCGAUGUUUCUCUGAAAGGUUGAUUUUAUAAUUAGGCUGCAGACGUCGUUUGUUCCAGAACGUCGUGCUAUUUACAUUAGCAAGUCAGCUAACAAGCUAGCACAGCUGCCUUCUGAUGUCAUGGAUGCGGAUUUCCUGCUUGCCAUUAAAUUACAGGAGCAGUUCGAUAAUGAGUACGAGACGUCAUUAACCUCAUCAAAUAGAUUCGAGGAUAAUUACUUGGAACAAAGCAGUAAGAGACGGAAAGUGGAAGCAGCCGGAGGUGGCAGCGCUGCUGUCCCCUCCUGGAAGCCGGGUCACGAGCCUGAGAAACCCCUGAGCAUCGUGGAUGAGUCCUGGGAGAUGCUGGACCCAAACCCAGAUGUGAGGGCCAUGUUUCUGGAGUUUAAUAGCCUGUUCUUCUGGGGGAAACUGAGCGGAGUCGAGGUGAAGUGGAGCCCCAGAAUGACACUGUGUGCUGGUGUGUGUUCUUACGAAGGCCGAGGCGGACUCUGUUCCAUCCGGCUCAGUGAGCCUCUUUUGAAGCUGAGACCCAGAAAAGACCUGGUGGAGACUCUCCUUCAUGAAAUGAUUCAUGCACUGCUGUUUGUGACCCAGAACAACCGAGACCGAGAAGGCCACGGUCCUGAGUUCUGCAAACACAUGAACAGGAUCAACAAGGCCAGUGGGACGAAAAUCACAAUCUACCACAGCUUCCAUGAUGAGGUCGAUGUCUACAGGCAGCACUGGUGGAGGUGCAAUGGGCCCUGCCAGAGCCGGAGGCCUUUCUUUGGUUAUGUGAAGAGGGCUAUCAACCGAGCUCCAUCUUCUCUGGACCCUUGGUGGGAGGAUCAUCAAAGGAUGUGUGGCGGGACGUACACCAAGAUCAAAGAGCCAGAAGGAUACAGGAAAAAAGGCAAAAAAGAUGGGAAGAAGGAUGCAAACACCUCAGAGAAGACUUUACGUACUGGCAAGCCUUUAAAUACAAGUAAAGGUUCUGGAUCUCAAGAUAUAAGGAACAUCAUCCCAUUCAGUGGGAAAGGUUUCCUCUUAGGAGCGACGUGCCAGACCUCCACAUCUCCCUCAGCACCUCCGUCCAGCGUCGCCUCCUCUCCUAAGAAGUCUUCCGUUCCUGACCAAACCAAAACCGUCUCCAGUGGAGCAGCUGCCUCCUCAGGGGGAAAGCCACCUGCAAAGACGUCUGUCGGGAACACAAAAGCUUUUGUAAACAUUAACGGCUCACCUGUUAAAAUUCCUAAAUCUAGGAGCAGCUCUGGGGGUCACGGGGCCGACGCGUUCAAGCAGAGGUCCAUUCACGAUCUCUUCAACGUCAAAACUCACAGAAAGUCAACAAGCCAUCCCUCAGGCUCAGAGACUAAAAGAGCGGCAAUGUCUCCAAAUUCUUCCUCUAUCGGUAAAUCUGUCAGUGUCGACACACCUGGGGCAGCGAGUCGAGGUCAGGCGCCGAGGGAGAGGCUGUGGGGUGACUGCAGCAGCUCGGCCACCAUUUUUGAUUUUGUUGACAAGACAUUAAGCAGCAGUUCAGCAUCAUCAAGGGAGCAGGAAAAGACCAAAUCAGCUGUUACUGCAGCUUCCAGCUCCUCCACAUCACUUCAACCCCCUGGAGGGCUGCACACGCCCUCCUCCUCCUCCGCCGCCGCCAACGUGCUGAUGGUCAGCUGUCCCGUGUGCCAAACUAAAGUCCAGGAGUCAAAGAUAAAUGAGCAUCUUGAUUCCUGCCUGUUCUGAAGGACUUUUAAACUAAAUGGUUUUACGAACCAAAGUUUUAGAUGUCUGUUUUGUGCUUUAAUCUCUAGUUUAACAGAUAUUUUGUCACUUGACAGUAAUAUUGAGGUAUUUUCUAACUCAAGUGGCUCUCUGACAGCUUGUGCCUCAACUGCAUUUACAGAACAGCAGGGUUUUGUUAAAAUGUUUUUAAAGCUGGUUUCUACUUGAAUAAAUAAGUUUAUAAUGUAGUCAGACCCUCUUUGUCUGAGGUGUAGGAGGUUUGCAGAGGGAGUAGAGUUCUUCUGAAGGUCACUGGGUUUAUUUUGGGUUCUGAUGUCUGAUGCUUCCUCCAGAGGACAGAUCUCUGCUGCUAACAUUUCACUUCCGUUUGCUUUUUGCUUUGUACACCUUCACUUGGACUCAGCUGCAGAGUUAUUGAUCACACACAGAUCUCAUCAGUGAUGUGAGACCUGGAACAGAAAGAUGUAGAGUGAUCGUUUUUGUUCGUUUAUUUGUAUGCUGAGAUUUUAAUAACUAAAUAAAACCAUUUUAUUGCUCAUUUUA
This is a messenger RNA of Nothobranchius furzeri (turquoise killifish), 2528 nucleotides long. It is a transcript of the gene sprtn, whose product is annotated as SprT-like N-terminal domain. Gene Ontology annotation, molecular function: metalloendopeptidase activity; polyubiquitin modification-dependent protein binding; single-stranded DNA binding. Lineage: Eukaryota; Metazoa; Chordata; Actinopteri; Cyprinodontiformes; Nothobranchiidae. Gene Ontology annotation, cellular component: nucleus. The record is from RefSeq and is a predicted model, not a curated record. Gene Ontology annotation, biological process: DNA repair.